AACUCUCAAAUCCACUCUCUCUCUCUCUGUCUGUCUCUCAAUACAUAUAUAUGUAGGUAGAGCUCUUUAUCCUGUUUUUUUAAGUAAUCUCAUUAUCAUAUUCCUCUCUCUGAUUCUUGGCUGAGUAGUAGCGUAAGAAGUAGAAAUGGUGGUGACAACGACAACAGCAGCCUCCGACGAACACCUCCACUGCACUUUUGCUUCCAGAUAUGCCCGCACUUCUCUCCCCAGGUUCAAGAUUCCAGAUGGGUCGAUGCCGAAGGAGGCGGCGUAUCAGAUAGUGAACGAUGAACUGAUGCUGGAUGGAAACCCCCGACUCAACUUGGCUUCCUUCGUUACAACGUGGAUGGAGCCCGAGUGCGAUAAACUGAUUAUGGAGUCUAUCAACAAGAAUUAUGUCGACAUGGAUGAGUACCCUGUUACCACCGAACUUCAGAAUCGGUGCGUCAAUAUGAUAGCCCAUCUUUUCCAUGCCCCUGUUGGUGAUGAGGAAACGGCCAUUGGUGUGGGUACAGUGGGAUCAUCAGAAGCUAUAAUGCUUGCAGGUCUUGCUUUUAAAAGGAAGUGGCAAGCAAAGAGGAAGGCAGAGGGCAAACCGUAUGAUAAGCCUAACAUUGUCACAGGGGCUAAUGUGCAGGUUUGCUGGGAAAAAUUCGCUCGGUACUUUGAGGUAGAACUGAAAGAGGUGAAACUGAGGGAAGGAUACUAUGUCAUGGACCCAGCUCAAGCAGUGGAAAUGGUGGAUGAGAACACCAUUUGCGUCGCAGCUAUUCUAGGUUCAACAUUGACAGGAGAAUUUGAGGAUGUGAAACUCCUCAAUGAACUCCUGACAAAAAAGAAUAAGGAAACUGGAUGGGACACUCCAAUCCAUGUUGAUGCUGCCAGUGGAGGGUUUAUUGCCCCAUUUCUUUACCCAGAGCUUGAAUGGGAUUUCCGUUUGCCACUUGUAAAGAGUAUCAAUGUCAGUGGCCACAAGUAUGGCCUUGUUUAUGCAGGUGUUGGGUGGGUUGUAUGGAGGAGUAAGGAUGAUCUGCCAGAGGAGCUUGUAUUCCACAUCAAUUACCUCGGAUCCGACCAGCCUACAUUUACCUUAAACUUCUCCAAAGGAUCUUGCCAGAUCAUUGCUCAGUACUAUCAGUUCAUAAGACUUGGCUUUGAGGGUUACAAAAACAUCAUGGAGAACUGCAUGGAAAAUGCAAGGUUGCUCAAAGAAGGAAUCACUAAGACGGGCCGGUUCGAGAUCCUCUCCAAAGAUGUAGGUGUGCCGUUAGUGGCAUUUUCUCUCAAGGACGACAGCAAGUACACGGUUUUCCAAAUAUCUGAGUCUCUCAGAAGGUUUGGAUGGAUAGUUCCUGCAUACACCAUGCCUCCAAACGCCGAGCACAUUGCCGUUCUGCGAGUCGUGAUUCGAGAAGACUUCAGCCACAGCCUGGCGGAGAGGCUUGUAUCCGACAUCGAAAAAGUUGUCAGGGAGUUGGAUGAGCUGCCGCCUCGCUCUUCAGUUAAAACUGCCCAUGUUACUGUUGAUGAUCUGCACAGAGGAAAGGCUGAGCGGCCGCACUUGAAAAAGACUAUUUCUGAGACUGAAAGAGAUAUCUGCAGCUACUGGAGGAGGAUAUCGGACAAGAAGACAAGCGGCGUCUGCUAAAUUCUGGAAAGCAUUUGCGUAUGCUCUCUAUGUCGUUUCAUGACUAUAUAUAUCAGAAACUUCUACUAUCUUGUGCAUAAACUUGUCCUGUUUUAUCCUAUUAAAUGGUUACUACCACUAUAAUAUGGAAGUAUCGCUUGCUUUUGCAUUUCAAAUCUUCUUUAACACAAGAUAUAGCAUUCCUGUCAGAAUUUGUGGCUUUUAAGGCACUACUGUUGAGAAUUAGGAUAAUACCCUGUCAUAUAUCCAUCGGAAUGUAGGGUGCACAGUUCCUCUUCAUCCUUGCCAAUCUGAGAACAUCGAAGAGUACUCACUGUUCUUCAACGCAAGAGUUGUGAUACUGUUAGAAUGUUGUUGCCGACACCUAGAUAUUACCAUGAACAGGGCCAUCUAAAUAUGUACACGUUUCAGACAGCGAUAUGUCUUGAAUUUCCUUGUUGCUUUUACAUCAUUCCGUAAGUGGUGGUUGUGGCAUUU
Messenger RNA from Sesamum indicum (sesame), 2125 nucleotides. RefSeq names its product glutamate decarboxylase. The record is from RefSeq and is a predicted model, not a curated record. Gene Ontology annotation, biological process: L-glutamate catabolic process. Gene Ontology annotation, cellular component: cytosol. Gene Ontology annotation, molecular function: glutamate decarboxylase activity; pyridoxal phosphate binding. NCBI's taxonomy places the organism in Eukaryota, Viridiplantae, Streptophyta, Magnoliopsida, Lamiales, Pedaliaceae.